Pogonomyrmex barbatus (red harvester ant) is the source of this 3032-nucleotide messenger RNA. It is a transcript of the gene scat, whose product is annotated as VPS54 subunit of GARP complex scat. Gene Ontology annotation, molecular function: syntaxin binding. Gene Ontology annotation, cellular component: GARP complex. NCBI's taxonomy places the organism in Eukaryota, Metazoa, Arthropoda, Insecta, Hymenoptera, Formicidae. Gene Ontology annotation, biological process: Golgi to vacuole transport; retrograde transport, endosome to Golgi. The record is from RefSeq and is a predicted model, not a curated record.
AUGGCGAAAGUCGCGAGAGGUCCCGAUUCUGUGCCUAUGGUUUUAUCGUGCGAACAUUGCACUAAUCAGACAUUCAAGCAAAUUCAAGAUUUUGUUAGACACUUGAGAGAUCAACAUUGUUCCAGAGAAGGUGGAUCUUUCGUAUGCCUCUAUGGCUAUAAUGGAGUAUGUACUAGUCUUCCUGUGGAAGGUGUUUCUGACAAGGAUUAUAUAGCGCAUGCCACAAAACACGCAGUUAUGCAACAGCAACGAAAAAGUAAUGGCCAGUUAUCUGAGGCUGGUUCAACGUGGACUGUGUAUUCGGCUGCACAAAAUCUACCUGCUGUUCUAAACGAUCCAUUCAAAGGAAAACAGAGUAACUUCUUAACUCGCACUUGGGGAGAUGGAUUUGUAGAAAAAGUGGAUAUUCCAAAAAGUCCUUAUCUUCCUGAAAUUACAAUGCAACAUUUCGAAAUAUAUUUGAAAAAAAUUGCAAGGAGAUAUCGGAAACAUUCACGUAUGAAUUCAAAUGUAAACAGGCCGAUUACUCCAAAUGAAUUGCUUCAAAAUUUUCCUAACCUUAAGGUGAAAUCAUUAGAUCGGUUGCAGUUUGAUUUAGCUAAUAUCCCAAAGAUCUUCUUAGUUCCAAAUUUGGAUCUUUCAGAAAAAGAUAACUUUGAUGCUGUGUUUCCGUUUGCAAAAAACGGUCUCUUAAUUGAAGACUGCAAUAUUGUUAUGCAUGUAAAACAAAUGCAAGAAAAGCUUAGUCAUUAUCUGGACAUUGUGGAAGUUCGUAUUGCAGAACAAGUUGCGUCCAAAUCUCAAGCCUUUUUUCAUGCAAUGACAUCUCACGAUGUGCUUAUGGAACAACUUACUCAAACUAUUACGGUUCUAAAAGCCCUUAGGAAAAAUAUUCAUCAAGUCGAUAAACAUCUAGUCAAGGAUUCUUUAGAAAUUUUACGCUUGGAGCGUGCUAGAUCUAAUAGAUUAUUGGUUCAAGAAAAAUUAAAACUUAUGGCAACCGUACAUCAAAGCCAACCUAUGAUACAAUUAUUGUUGUCCACGCCAGAUUAUGUUGCGGCAUUAGAUCUUAUUUCUACGACGCAAGAAAUUCUCUUUCAAGAAUUAAAUGGAAUACAUAGCUUUAGACAUUUAAGUUCUCAACUAACUGAGAUGGAGAAGCUUGUGGAUAAGAUGUUGUCGACUGAGUUUCAAAGAUAUGCAACAGCAGAUCUCAAUAGGCCAUUGAGUGGUGAGAAUACCGUCCUAGACGGCGAUAAACUGGUCUCUAUUAUUUCUGGUCUACUACGUCAAAAACAUUUUCAAUUUGUGGAUACAUACAAAGAGGAAGCUGUGACCACUAUAAGAGCUUUAACAAAGCAACGGGUGAUAGAGGCUCUGGCAGCAAGCGAUUGUUGCAGCGAUCAGCAAGCAGCAGCUCUAGAAGUUGGAGGCCUCUCAUUGACGGAAAGAUUAACUUUGCUUCAUAAUACUAUACAGUCUUUCACAUUUCUUCUUUUACGAGUUAAGGCAGUUCAUGAUGUAAUGAGAGACACCGCCGACUUAUCAGCGGGAUGUUUGUGUGAUGGCUCGUUUGAUGAAUCAGUACCUGAUCGAUUACUGACUCGAGAAGAACAUUCGCGAGUGAUCACUAAACUUAGUGAUAUGAUUACCUCUAUAUGUGAUUAUUGUCAUGAGCGAAUGGGAAACUUGCUUUCAGCUGGGACAAAUGAAAAAGAUAAAUUCCACAAUGAUAAGGACAAAAUAAUUGCCGAUGUUUUGCAGAAUAAAUUAGAAGAUAAAGAAUGUCAAACAUGGAAUGACAAGGGCUCUUGGUUAAGUGAAAAGGCAACAACCGCUCAAGUUUGUCAAUUAGCCAAUAUGGUUGAAGAAUUUACAUAUGCUUGCGAAAAACUUUGCGGCAAGCAAUGCACUGCGUUGCGAUCGGCAUUUAAAGCGCAAGCAAGUAAGUUUAUACAGCGUUUUCAUAAUGAACGCAAAACUAAACUGACUUUGCUAUUGGAAUCUGAAAGAUGGAAACAAGCUGAUGUACCAUCAGAGUUUCAAUCGUUAGUGACAUAUGUAUACGAGAAAAAGUGUUUUCCUCUUAAAAUACCUACGUCCGAAGAUGAUGUAAAAAAUAAAGGCGUGGAGAAUUUUAUUAUGGUCGGCGAUGAAAAAUUUGCUGUUGUUGGGACUGCUUUAAUGCUUAUACAAAUGCUAUAUGAGUACUGCAGGACUGGUAGUGAACUAGUUGCCUUGUCUGGAACCAUAGGAAGACAGUUAGCCGAAUUAUUAAGACAUUAUAAUUCUCGAUGCUGCCAACUAGUUCUGGGUGCAGGGGCAAUGCAAGUCGCAGGCUUAAAAACCAUUACAAGCACGAUCCUCGUAUUGGCGGCGCGAAGUCUUAAACUUAUAUUGUGGUUUAUGCCCUUUGUUAAGAUACAUUUUCAAGCCCUUGUGGAGCAAAAUCCUAGUCGAGGACUCAUUGGUACAUCUGGUACAAGUGGAGGAGUAGCUUUAUUAGAUAACGUUGAAAGAGAUAUUCGCGCACAUAUCCGUGAAAUUGAAGGAAAAAUUCUCACUAUCGUAGAUAACUUAUUAGGCGGUCAAAUAUCCAAAUGGACGGCAAGACCUCCGGUGCCAUCAAAAUCUUUUAGAAAUAUUUCUAGUUAUCUAAUGAAACUUCACGAAGCUGUUUCUGGAAUUUUACCUACCGUCGAAGUACAAUCACUUUAUCGUACAGUAAAUUCAUCAUUUAAGGAGAAACUUAGAGAACAACUGGUUAAAAUGAAUAUAGUGAAUAAUGGUGGUCCGCAACAUGGCGUAGUUACAUCGGAACUUACAUUUUAUCUGGAAGCCUUAAGAAAGUUAAAAGUUCUACCGAGCGAAGAGUUAAAUGACAAUUGGAUGAGUGAUAUAUGGACUAGAUAACAUGCAGAGCGCGUAAUAUAUUGCAUUAUAGAAGCAAUGAAAUAUUAUAGAAAGAGGUGACUAAAAAAUUUGUGCAUUCGUCUUCCUUUGUAUUAUUCGUUAUAUUCGAAAUAUGAAAA